CAACACUUCUGAAGGCCGCUGCCUACCAUUGCAUCAUUUCUUUUCCAUUCUCACAACCUACCUCGACAUUAACUUGACAUACUCCGCUAUAUCGAUCAUUUGCUUUGAGAGCCUUUUCCGUUACUCAUUUUCACUUGAGCAUGUCUCGCAGGACUUCUGCCAUGCCGUCAAAUACUUCAACGACUAGCGGUGUCCCACCUGCGGGCGAUGGUGGUCAGGAAAAGCAGAAGAUGCUUCUUUCGUCGGAAACGGGUCAUUUCAGCAUGAUCAGGGCUUUGCACCUCGCAGAUCUGGUGACUGAACUCAAUGGAUUCUGUGGAGUGAUGUCUGUCUUCUCCUCUAUGCGCUACUGCCUUGGUGACCCCCACGAUUACGGUGCGGUUUGGGCCGCUCUCAUCUUCAUGCCCUUUGGACUCUUCUUCGACUUCAUGGACGGAAGGAUCGCUCGGUGGAGGAAGAAGUCAUCUCUCAUGGGACAAGAGCUCGAUUCAUUGGCUGAUCUGAUUUCCUUUGGCAUGGCACCCGCCGCAGCAGCUUUCGCACUCGGAAUGCGCACCAGCCUCGACCAUCUCUUCCUCUCCUUCUUCGUCCUUUGCGGCUUGACACGGUUGGCACGGUUCAAUGUGACUGUUGCCGUUCUUCCCAAGGACAAGUCCGGCAAAUCCAAAUACUUCGAGGGCACCCCUAUCCCAACAACCUUGUCCAUUACCUUCUUCAUGACAUACUGUGUUUCUCAGGACUGGGUGCAGGAGAACCUACCACUUGGUCUUAUCGCCGAGGGUACGGCAUUCGAGUUCCAUCCCCUGGUGCUACUAUUUGUUCUGCACGGGUGUCUUAUGGUCAGCAAAACGCUGCACAUCCCUAAGCCGUAAAGGCAGGGAUUGCUCAUCGAGCAAGUGGAAAGCUUGUCUCAACCAGGAUUCCCAUUUUGAUAGAAAUGUCUUUUGCGAGCAAUAUAUACCAAGGGAAACCAACAAAACAAAAAACAAAAGUGGACAUGGAGCAUUUGUCGAGAAUAACGCAGUUGUCGAAAUGAAAAACGAUUUGCAUUUUUUGCAUAGUGUCUUGCGGUUAUUAUCUUAUUGAGCAUGGGGGCUCGGGUCAGAAUAUCAUACCGGAGGAUUGUCCCAUCCGGGGCUGUUGUAUUAGAGGGUCCAAUCGUUGUCUUGGUACCUAACUUCUUCUUGCUGUAGUAGUACUUCUUAAUUACUAACCUUAAUCCCGGACAUUCACU
Messenger RNA from Aspergillus sclerotioniger CBS 115572, 1234 nucleotides. RefSeq names its product CDP-diacylglycerol-serine O-phosphatidyltransferase. Lineage: Eukaryota; Fungi; Ascomycota; Eurotiomycetes; Eurotiales; Aspergillaceae. The record is from RefSeq and is a predicted model, not a curated record. The transcript is spliced from 6 exons. Gene Ontology annotation, biological process: phospholipid biosynthetic process. Gene Ontology annotation, molecular function: phosphotransferase activity, for other substituted phosphate groups. Bases 141 to 872 code for a protein of 243 amino acids. Gene Ontology annotation, cellular component: membrane.